AACCAGAAACACAAUAAAUCUGAUUCUGGCAAUAGAGUGGCUUUAUUAAUAAUAAAUUUUAUUCAAAAACAGUAUCCACAGCGAAAAAAAAACAGCAGGCCAAUAAUUGAGUUUUUUUCUUCUCAAAGAGAAGGCAAGAUUAAGCAAAUGUCAGCCCAAGUUGCCACAAACGACCCAGAAAAACCUCAAAACAAUCGUGAAAAUGAAAACGGAAGAGGCAAUUCGGGCUUGAGCCGAUCUAAAACUAAGCCGAAAAUAGAGAAAAGUGGUCAGAGGGACAAAUCUGAGCAGAAAACAACUGAGGGGAAUAAAAGCAAGAAAACCAGCAGCGAUAACAAAGAUACAAAAGAGCAAAGUUCGCACAAGUUCAAGAAGGAAUUAAAAGAACAACAGAACUGUGCGGAGAGUAGCGUCACUAAACAGACUUGCGAAGCAUGCGAAGAAGAGCACGCAGAGCUGCAAUUCUGCAUACAUUGUGCAGGAUCGGUGUGCAAUAAAUGCAGGAGCAAACACGUAGAAGCACAAGUGCAAGACUUCGUCAAGAACCGAGAAGAAGCAACAGCCAAUCAGCGAUUAGUGAACAAACUCCUUCAAAAACUGACUAAUCAGAGUGAAGACUUGGAACGAAGCGAGAGCCGAACAAUUGAAGCGAUUGAAGCUGAGUUCAAACAAAUCGAAAAAGCUCUUCUUUUGCAGAAAAACAAGCUGAAAAGAGAAGUGAUCAGAAAGUUUAACUCACAAUCGAAGCCUUUGCAGCAACAGAAAAGAAUCUUGGAGAGAGAUUACGCAACAAUUCAGACCAAAUACAGUAAUAUAUUACGUAAUGUGGGCCUGCCUCCGUCGUCGGCGCCACUGAGCGCCUACGGGAAAAUAAAAAACAACGAGUUUGCUCAGAUCUGCGGCAACACUGUCAAAGUUGCCGAGUUAAGUUCGGCAUUUGACGAAUUGAAGGGCAAAGUUCACGAGACGACUGAUGAAAUUGCGUGCUUGGAAUACAGUUCUGAAGAAACUUUGAAUGACCUCUUGGAAAAGGUCAAAAUUCACGGAGAGGUCAAAUUUGAAGCAAAAGAAGAUGAUGAGAAUGACUGCCAAAAAUGUGAAGAAAGCGCUGAAAUAGAAAAGGAAGUCACAGAAAACAACUACAAGGACGACGAGGAUGAAAAUAAAGAAAGCAGCGCAUAUGAAGCUAGUUGAAUAUGUAAGUUCAACCAAACAAAAAUUACCCUAAUAAUGCUGCUACUUAUGCCAAAUAUAAUUGACGUUAUCUAUGACUUAAUCAAUAAAAGACUACCCAUAAAAAAAUUCUCGCUUAUGUGCUUCGACCACGGCCGGGAAAAAAUUUAUUGUAUUAUGACGUCAUUUUCUUCGAAAACAGUGUGACAGAAGACCGAGUGAUGUGUCCUAUUAUAACCAUCUCAGUCUUAAUUUGAUCCUAUCUUUAAAAUUGAAAAAAUAUAUAUAUCUGUGUCGAGAAAAAUUGA
Messenger RNA from Symsagittifera roscoffensis, 1481 nucleotides. RefSeq lists its product as uncharacterized. Bases 148 to 1194 code for a protein of 348 amino acids. Lineage: Eukaryota; Metazoa; Xenacoelomorpha; Acoela; Convolutidae. The transcript is spliced from 3 exons. The record is from RefSeq and is a predicted model, not a curated record.